GAAGCGCUGGAGGAGCCGAAGACGGAGCUGGGCUGGGCCGGGCUGGGCUGUCUGUCUGUCCAGGCGAAGGCGGAGGGCAAGGCGAGGAGAGAAGAGAAGAGAAGUGAGGAUGGGGUGGUCGGGCACGGGCAGAGGGCAGAGGGGCAGAGGGGCAGGCAGGCAGGCAGCAGGUGUAGGAAGGGAAUCGCGAGAAGUUUGAUUUUCUGUUGAUCGUUCUUCCGGUGCGCCACUUUGCGCUGCCGCUGCUUCUGCUGCUGCUGCUGCUGCUGCUCUCGUCGCUCGUACGUAGAGGCUAGCGGCUAGAGGCGCGUCUUGCUUGCUCGGCUGCCUUUUCUCUUUUUUCUCGCGCGGUGGUGUCGCUGCUGCUGGUGAUGCUGGUGGGAGAGGGGGGGGGGCCUUUUUCCUGCGUUCAACAUCAUCCAAUCCUCGCGCAUCUGAGUUGAAUGAGGGACGGACGACUUGGACUUGGGGGCGACUCCGACUCCAGAGGAUUCUGUAUUAAGCUGUGCGCAGCGCCUGAGCGCGUUCUUGUUUCUGCCGCUGCCUACUGCCGCUUGCUCCCUUUGUCCCGUGGAGUUGGUCCAUCCCCUCUCGCGUAUCAUACCUCCAGCGUUUCCUCUGCGCACUGCGUUUAGUCUCGCUCGCUCGCCCACGUACCUACUUAAGCGCACGAGUGCUUUUACCUUCCAAUUUCUGUCCACGGUUCCCCUCUUUCCCUCAUCAAUGCUGACGAGCGAGAGUUCUAGCCAGAGAAUAGAUUUAUACAGAGGUCAAUGAGAUUUCCUCUUCCGAGGAAGAGAGAGAGAGAGAGAGAGAGAGAGAGAGAGAGAGAGAGCUGAGUGUGUUGUGAGUGCGUGAGAGUGCCUUAGAUGUGUAUCUGGAGGGACGGGGAUGAUCCCACUUUCUCUGUUGACAGUCAAUUGCAGCUGAUCUGAGGAUUAUUAGACCAGGUUCACAGGCGGUUGGAUUUACAGUAAUCUAUUUGUACUUCAAUCAAUCCUUCCCAUUUCCAUUCGUCUCUCUCUCUCCAUCUCUCUUGCGCCUUGUCGCGCAGGGCCGCCUUUAUACUUCCACAAUUUCUCGUUUCUUUCACUACGGCUUCACGAAGGUUACAUCUCAGAUUCUGGGUCUCGAUACCACCUUAAAGCUGUACGCAGGCUUGUGUUUCUGCUUGACGGCACUCGUCAUUCUCUGGGUGACAACUAUGUACUACCGGAGUUCAAAUUCAGCAUUACCGAAGACAGGUUCUGUUCUAUCAUGAUCUAGUGAGUCAAAAGACGACCACCCUCCUCCAUCAUCGUUUCAGGGUGGUUCGCCUCGUUCUAGUUCUGGAAAAAGGGACGCUUUCUUAGUAAAAGCCGUGCCGGGACCCGGAGGGCUAGGAGACGACCGCUUUAGAGUGAAGAAAGAGAUGACUGAAGUCCUGCCUCCUCGAGCGCACUACCAGUCGGAUACGAACACCGACUCGGACGAAUACAGCUGCGGCGGACAGUACACUUCUGACGAAACGGAUUCUGACUUCACUUCGGGGAAUCCCUCGUCGCCUCUGAUACACUCGCUUCUGGCUGAUGGAAGUGCGCGCCAUCAAAGAAUGUGCGCGAGCACAGCUCUUACCACUGUCGACUACGAGGACGACGUCAUGACCGAAGACAGAGGAGAUGGAGAAACCAGGAUUACCCAACGAGCAGGAGGUCAUGGGGAACUCGUUCGCCGGCGAGAGACCGACCACGAGAGAGCCCAACGGCAGUUGUCGAUGCUGGCGCUAAUGCUCGCAGCUUUUCGUCGAUCCCUUCUCACCUGCCGGACCGUCGAAGAGGAGUGCACCAUGGACAUCGGGUGGCCGACGAACGUGCAGCACGUAGCGCAUGUGACCUUCGAUCGGUAUAACGGGUUCCUCGGAUUGCCUGUCGAGUUUGAAGUGGAUGUGCCUCGAAGAGUUCCUAGUGCCAGCGUGAGUGUCUUUGGUGUCUCCGCGGAAUCCAUGCAAUGUUCUUUCGACCCCAAAGGGAAUAGCGUUCCGACUAUCCUUCUGCUGAUGCAAAAGAGGCUCUACAGUCAAGGGGGCUUGAAGAUCGAAGGAAUUUUCAGGAUCAACGCCGAAAGCAUCCACGAGGAGCAUGCCAGGAAACAGCUUAACAAAGGCAUCGUGCCCAAUGAUAUCGACCUCCAUUGUCUUGCCGGUCUUAUCAAGGCAUGGUUUCGGGAGCUGCCACGAGGAGUCCUUGAUUCCCUGUCACCGGAGCAGGUGAUGCAAUGUCAUGCCGAGGAGCAGUGCGUAGAGCUUGUGAAGCUGCUGCCUCCCACACAGGCAGCACUUCUGGACUGGGCAGUGAAUUUGAUGGCCGAUGUCGCUCAGGAGGAGUUGAGCAACAAGAUGAACGCCCGGAACAUUGCUAUGGUUUUUGCCCCGAACAUGACGCAGAUGGCGGAUCCUCUGACGGCGCUGAUGCACGCAGUCCAAGUGAUGAACUUUCUUAAAACUUUGAUUCUGAGGACUUUGAGGGAUCGAGAGGAGGCAGUCUUGGAGCCCAAGCCUGCACCUUCGUGUCCCGGAGCCCCAGAUGAGGACGGGCACAACAACGACUACGGCGGCGCUCUUUUGAAUGGAUACCACGACAGAGCGCCGGUGGCAGAAGCCCCACGAGUAGAGUACCAUCAAGAGUACUGCAAGAUCGUGAUUCCCAAGAAACGCGGCAAGGGGAAGGCCAAGGGGGGACGGCUGGUGAACACAAUCGACCAACAAAACGAAAGGGUAGAAGCCUGGUAAAUAAGGAUCCGACGAGGCCUGGAAUAACAAGAUGCGAGUGCUUCAAACAACCGGAUGGUUUUGCUGUUGGGGAUGGAGUGUGACUAGAUUAGCCUAACCAGUCAUAAGUCAGAAGAAGAAGACGAGAUAAAGGCCCUGACGGUGAUAAUCCCAAAGUAAGUGGAGAGAGAUAACAGCGAUUAGUGUCGUAGGUUGAGGUGUAGAUUGUAGAAAGCUGAAAUCACUAUUUUUUUUCAGAGGGGGGAAACACGGUGUGGGAGGUGCCGAACGAGGGAGGAUGUUUGUAAGCGUUUACGAAUGCAGAACUGGAGGAUUGUUAUGUGCGCCCUAGGUUAAACUGACGAAAGAGCCCUCCAGUAUCCGUUGUUACCAUAGAGAACAACAGUAGGAAGAGAGAGGAGGGUGGGUUGGGGUUCUCUGCUUCAGGAUUGGCGGGUCGAACAUACCAACACUACCCAUGUAAACCUUGUACAGUAUCCAAAGCUUCAUUGCAAUGCAGUUCAACAAUUACUCUAGGGCGCGUGACGGAGGAUUUAUUGUAAGUUUAUAGUUCCAUUUCAUUUAACUCAACAGUAUCUGCAGUAUAGAUUAGGAGAGUUCAGUUCAGAGUUCCCUUUCCCGAUAAUGUUGAAUACACUGUCUGCCAAGCAAGAAGUGAGUGAGAUCAGACCGACCUCAACGGGAAGCCGGCUACUCGCUGCAUUAUACGUCAUUUGUAGUCCUUCCACAAAUAUUGUACGAGCUAUUAUCAAGCAAACCUUUGCAGAAAAAAAUGUUAAUAGAGCGACCAGAAGGACGUAUGUCUUUCAUUUUGGGCAACAGGUGCAGGGAAAGUUUGUCAUGUCAUCGAUGUAUAACCACUUCGGUCAGUCUUUCUGCAACCGA
Messenger RNA from Marchantia polymorpha subsp. ruderalis, 3652 nucleotides. Lineage: Eukaryota; Viridiplantae; Streptophyta; Marchantiopsida; Marchantiales; Marchantiaceae. The record is from the annotation of a GenBank genome assembly.